AUGACGACUAAAGGUUAUAAUCAUUUCAAAAGAUUUCAUGCAUCAACAUCAUCAAGUCAUACUGAACAAAAAGUAUGUUUUGAAAAAGAAACACAAAGCAUCAUGUUUGAAAACAUAGAAACUCCAACAAUAAAUCCAACUGAAAAUAAUCGUCGACGAAAUUCUCGAACUUUUAUUAAGAAACUUUUAAAUACAACAUAUAAUUCCAAAUUAAAAAAUGGAAACAAACGAAACUCGAAUAGUGUUGAUGAUAAUAUGUUUGAUGAAAAUGAAAAAAUUACAAAACUCGUGUCAAAAACGAACUCAAUUCCAUCAAUUGUUCAUCAAUCUGUAUUAGAAAAUGAAGUUUAUUCAAAAUCCAGAUCAAAUGAGGAAUUUAAACCUAAGGGAAUAUUAAAAAACUCAAAAAGUAAUUCGUAUGCCGAUCAAGUCAAUGAAAUAUGCAAUAGCCAUAAUCGAUUUCAAUCCAGACAAACAUAUUCUGAAACAUGUCAUACAACAAAUAGUAAAGAAAACAGUAAUGACUUUGUACCGGUAAUUAAUGAAAAUGAUAGUUCAUCUUCAACAUCAAAGAGUUCUUUGCCACCUGUCAAAUGUGUUAAAUUUAGUGAUAUGAUAUGUGAAACGAUAUCUAAACCAAAUAAAUCAAUGCCUAUCACAAUAAAAUAUUCAUGUGAUCAAAAAAGAAAUUCUCAAGAUUCAAAUUUAAUGAACAUAACUGAAGUAAAUUCGUAUGACGAAAAUUCUAUUGAUAAAGUACAAUUUUAUACUGUAGAUUCGUUACCGUUUGAAGAGCUUAAUGUGCAUGAACCCAGCGAUAAUAAACCCACUCAUGAUGGUUUAGUAAUGUUUUAA
Rotaria sp. Silwood1 is the source of this 855-nucleotide messenger RNA. NCBI's taxonomy places the organism in Eukaryota, Metazoa, Rotifera, Eurotatoria, Philodinida, Philodinidae. The record is from the annotation of a GenBank genome assembly.